AUGGCAUACCCUAUACAACUAGGCUUUCAAGAUGCAACAUCUCCAAUCAUAGAAGAACUGCUUCACUUUCAUGACCAUACGCUAAUAAUCGUCUUUUUAAUUAGCUCAUUAGUCCUUUAUAUUAUUUCACUAAUAUUAACACCAAAACUAACUCACACCAGUGCAAUAGAUGCACAAGAAGUAGAGACAAUCUGAACCAUUCUACCCGCUAUUAUCCUGAUUUUAAUUGCACUCCCGUCCCUACGAAUUCUAUAUAUAAUGGAUGAAAUCAACAACCCAUCCCUCACAGUAAAAACCAUGGGACACCAAUGAUACUGAAGCUAUGAAUAUACAGAUUAUGAAGACCUGAGCUUCGACUCCUACAUAAUUCCAACAUCAGAGCUAAAGCCAGGAGAACUACGACUACUAGAAGUCGAUAAUCGAGUCGUAUUGCCCAUGGAGAUGACAAUCCGAAUACUGGUAUCCUCCGAAGACGUUCUACACUCAUGGGCCGUACCCUCCCUGGGGUUAAAAACAGAUGCAAUCCCGGGUCGUCUGAACCAAACAACCCUAAUGUCUACCCGACCAGGCCUGUAUUAUGGUCAAUGCUCAGAAAUCUGCGGAUCAAACCACAGCUUUAUACCUAUUGUCCUCGAGAUAGUUCCGCUAAAGUAUUUUGAAAAAUGAUCUGCAUCAAUACUAUAA
Messenger RNA from Bubalus bubalis (water buffalo), 684 nucleotides. Lineage: Eukaryota; Metazoa; Chordata; Mammalia; Artiodactyla; Bovidae. The record is from the annotation of a RefSeq genome assembly.